Molecule: messenger RNA, 1044 nt
Organism: Setaria italica (foxtail millet)
Lineage: Eukaryota; Viridiplantae; Streptophyta; Magnoliopsida; Poales; Poaceae
Product: protein MIZU-KUSSEI 1
Exons: 1
Coding region: 1-939 (312 amino acids)
Biological process (GO): hydrotropism
Source: RefSeq, a predicted model, not a curated record
AUGGCCGACGUCGUCGACGCGGGCGCCGCCGACGAGCCCGACCGCAGGACGCGCCCGGCGUCCAUGUCUUCCGAGGGGAUCGACCACGACUACGACCACGACGACAAGCCCAUCGAGUGCCAGGCGUUGGCGCCGUCCCCGGCGCGCUCCGCGGGGCACGCGCUCGAGGAGCCGCCGAGGCGGCGUGCGCCUUCCCGCCGUUCCCGGCCGAUGCGGAUGUUCCAGAGCAUGUGCCGGUCGCUCCCGCUGCUGAACCCGCGGUGCGGGCGGCAGCUGCAGCCCGGUGCGUGCCGGAUCGCGACGCCGGCGCGGCUCACCCCGUCGGACUCCCUGCUGUCGCAGCUCAUGGGUUCGUCCUCCAGCGCGGCGGCGUCCCGGCACCGCCUCACCGGCACGCUCUUCGGCUACCGCGACGGCCGCGUCUCGCUGUCCCUGCAGGACAACGCGCGGUGCCGCCCCACGCUGGUCGUGGAGCUCGCGCUCCCGACGCACGCGCUGCUCCGCGAGCUCGGUGCCCACGCGGGCGCGCGCAUCGUGCUGGAGAGCGAGAAGCACGCGGAUAGCGGCGACACCACCGACGCCGCCGCCGGUGCCGCCGGCGUGGGCGGCGCCAGCUUCAAGCGCCACGACGACGACGACGGGUGGGUGCUGGAGGAGCCCAUGUGGACCAUGUUCUGCAACGGCAAGCGCGUGGGGUACGCGGUGCGGCGGGAGCCCACCGACGAGGACAUCGCCGUGCUCGAGACGCUGUGGGCCGUGACCAUGGGCGGCGGCGUGCUCCCGGGAAGGUCGGACGUGGACGGGCCCGACGGCGAGAUGGCGUACAUGCGGGGGAGCUUCGAGCACACGGUGGGAUCCCGCGACUCGGAGUCGCUCUACAUGGUCGGCCCACCCGGCGGCGACGGCCCGGAGCUCGCCAUCUUCUUCGUUAGGCUAUGAUGCAUCCAACGAUCUUACGGACGCCGCAGCAUUCGUGGCUAAUUUUCCUCCCCUCCUCUCUCUCUGGUCUCUCGUUCAGCCUGAGCGUCAGAAAUUUUCACUGCU